CGCCCGCUCACUUGAUCAUCACCGCCGCCACCACACAGGCAUCGACCGACGAGCAAGCUAGCUUAGCUAGAGCACCCCGGCGGCGAUGGCGGUUACGAGGACGAGGGCGCCGGCGAAGACGGUCCGGGCGGUGAUGGUUCUCCUGGUGGUGGCGGUGGCGGCGGCGGGGAUGAUGAUGACGCGCGGGGCGGAGGCGCAGCAGCAGCAGAGCUGCGCGGCGCAGCUGACGCAGCUGGCGCCGUGCGCGCGCUUCAGCGUGCCGCCGGCGCCGGGGCAGGCGCUGCCGGCGCCCGGGACGGAGUGCUGCUCGGCGCUGGGCGCCGUGUCGCGCGACUGCGCCUGCGGCACGCUCGACAUCAUCAACAGCCUCCCGAGCAAGUGCGGCCUCCCGCGCGUCACCUGCCAGUGAUAAUAUGGCGAUGGCUUGGCAAGUUAGGGUUCGUGCGAGAAGAAGAUUGAAAUAAGAUGUUUGAUGGCAAGCAGUCAUCAAGCGAUUCCUGCAGCUAUCGAUGGGAGUAACAGCAUACGUAGUUGUCUUGUGCGUGUCGUGUCGUGUUGCGUCCUCGUUUCGUCUGGAUCUCCUGAUAACUGGUUGAUCUGAUGCUUUUCCUGGUUGUUGAUCGUUUGAAAUAUAUUAUGCAAUGUCGGGCAAAUUAAUCCAAAUCUGCAGUGACUAAUCGUUUCAAA
Molecule: messenger RNA, 687 nt
Organism: Oryza brachyantha (malo sina)
Lineage: Eukaryota; Viridiplantae; Streptophyta; Magnoliopsida; Poales; Poaceae
Product: protein YY1-like
Exons: 2
Coding region: 86-409 (107 amino acids)
Source: RefSeq, a predicted model, not a curated record